CGACCCUCAAACUUAAUUGCAUGGGCAAAACUGUCCGUUUUCUCCUCCCAUUAUGCAUGGUAAUGAUGUAUUAAUCUCACGGUAGAAUAAAAUAGGAGUACCUGCGUAUCAACCGUCGUACUCUACCAGAGUAUCAAGUAGCCCCACUUGUGUGGUACAUGUCACUGGCACUCAUGGACGCCUUUCCCUCCACUUUCAUUUCUGCAUAGUACAUCUCUUUUCCCUUCCUCCCUCCAUUCACCAGCCGAUAUCGACGGCUUAAAUUCACGGAAAGGUGGGCCCCAAAACGCAAAUAGGUUGAGAUCUCCCAUGAGCAAUCAUCUCCCAACCCUCCACCAUCACCAAAGGAAUGAUUUGUAGCUUCUCAACCCGGUUAUUGAACAUCUGCAUCUCUGCCCUCUGCAAAGCCAGCAAUCUACCCAAGGCCGAGUCCAUCCUAAUCGACGGCAUCCGGCUUGGCUACACGCCAGACGUCGUCACCUACAACACCUUGAUCACCGCAUAUGUCCGCCUCGUUGGCGUUGACAAGGCCCACUCCGUCCUCUCCAGGAUGCAGGAAGCAGGCAUCGAGCCCAACGUCGUGACCUACAAUUCUCUAAUCGCUGGCGCCACUCAGCAUUGCCUACCUACAAGGUCCCUCGACCUGUUCGACGAAAUGCUUCAGAGAGGUAUCCUCCCCGAUGUCUGGAGUUACAACACUCUGAUGCACUGCUUCUUUAAGUCCGGACGGCCCGAAGAGGCUUACAUGGUGUUUCUUGAAAUGGUCUCGAAGAAUAUAUGGCCAUCUUCGACCACGUAUAAUAUAAUAAUUAAUGGCCUCUGUAAGUCCGGGAAUGCGGUAAAAGCGCUUAGGUUGUUCAGGAAUAGGGAUGAGUUGGGGUUUACUCCAGGAAUUGUAACAUACAAUACACUCAUUGAUGGGCUUUGCAAAUCGGGGAGGUUGGGCCAGGCGAGGAGGAUCCUCAAGGAGCUUGGGGAGUCAGGACAUGCUCCAAAUGUUGUGACGUAUACGACAGUCAUGAAAUGUUGCUUUCGAUCGGGGAAGGUUGAGCAAGGGUUUGAGAUCUUUUCGGAGAUGAAGAGCAGAGGGUAUACUCGCGAUGCAUUUGUGUAUUGUACGGUGAUUGCUGCAUUAGCGAAGUUAGGUAAGAUUGGGGAGGCCAGUGCUUGCAUUGAGGAGAUGGUUAGAGAUGGGAUUGGACUGGAUAUGGUGGCGUACAACACACUGAUUAAUGUGUAUUGCAAAGAGGGUAAGUUGGAUGUUGCGUUCCAGUUGCUUGAAGAGAUAGAGAAGGGUGGUCUUGAUGGGGAUGACUACACACAUACGAUCUUGGUUGACGGGUUGUGUAAGACCGGUGACAUAGAUGCAGCCAUUGGUCACUUGCAGUACAUGGAGAUGAGCGGCUUCCAAUCUAACUUGGUGGCUACAAAUUGCUUGAUCCACGGGUUGUGCAAGGUGGGUCACUUGGAUUUUGCAUUGAAACUGUUUGAUAGGAUGAAGGUGAAAGAUUCAUUCACAUACUCAUCGCUGCUGCAUGGUCUUUGCAAGGCAAGGAGGUUCCGUGCAGCAUACAGGAUCAUGCUGACUUGUUUAAGAGAUGGCAUGAAAGUACUUGCUUCUGCUCAGCGUGCCGUUCUUGUUGGUCUUCGUUUUUCAGGAUUUAUUAGAGAAGAAAGGAAGCUCAAGUUGGCACUUAGGAAAGCUAGGAGUUUACGGUGUUGAAAUGGCAAGUGGGACCAUGAUUGAUUUUUAGUUAUUGGAAGAUCUUUCUCUCACCAACUAAGAAGUUAUCAGGGAAGGGGGCUUGGUUGUCUCUAAAUGAUACUAUCAAUGAGCAGUGAUAAGGUCAUCCAUGACACUCAUGUGCAAGAUUCUUGAAUGUGACAUCCCAAAAAAGAAGAAGGCAUUUCGCUUUUCUGAUGGCCACACACGCAUGGCCAGCUGGUCCUUUCCCCCCUAACUGUCCAUUUAUUCAUGCAUAUUGCUCACCUGAUGAUUGGUGACCCCCAAUUUGGCCAGCUUAUGUUCACUUUGGGCCCAUCUCAUGACUUGGCUGGAUCUAGAAUCCACAUGUCAGUAAUUGCUUCUUUAAUCUCUCCUUGUGUGCAUUACAUUACCAUUUCUCAUCAUGCAUUGAAGAGCCUGUGGCAAUUCGUCUGCAUCUAUCAGAUCAGUAGCAUUUCUUUUCCAGAAUCAAAUCUUUAAGAGCAGGAUAAAGAAGUUAUUCACACUUUGUGGGUUAAGAAGCCUUUGCGUGAACCUAUAUACAAGCCGAAUCUGAUGGAAGCCUUGAUCAUGACCAGAACAGAUGGAAUAACAUUUUAAUGAAAGCAGCGAGAAGCUUGGCAAGCUCAGCUUGUUGGUUCUUUUGCCAUCUUUUUCAUCUAGCUAAAUGGAAUAUAUGGCAAUUGUACAUGAAGAUGUUAUAUAUCAAAGAAUGGUUUAACUCA
Magnolia sinica is the source of this 2451-nucleotide messenger RNA. Its product is annotated as putative pentatricopeptide repeat-containing protein At4g17915. Lineage: Eukaryota; Viridiplantae; Streptophyta; Magnoliopsida; Magnoliales; Magnoliaceae. The record is from RefSeq and is a predicted model, not a curated record. The transcript has a single exon. Gene Ontology annotation, molecular function: protein binding. The coding region runs from base 350 to 1723 and encodes 457 amino acids.